Molecule: messenger RNA, 1574 nt
Organism: Rubroshorea leprosula
Lineage: Eukaryota; Viridiplantae; Streptophyta; Magnoliopsida; Malvales; Dipterocarpaceae
Source: the annotation of a GenBank genome assembly
GAAACAGCAGAAACGUCCACUCGCUUCCCUCCUCUCCUCUUCUGCCUCCGACGAAGGAAAAACCAAAAAUUAGAAGGAAGAGGAGAAAGAAGCUCAGCUGACUCUCUUCAAUGUCGCCCGUGCUGAAUACUGUCUUAUCCUUAAGAUUAUCCUUACCCGGUGUCUACGCCGGCAACAGUACCUACCGAGUUCGGACGCAUUCCGCUUCACCUCUCGGCGUUUCUGCUUCUUUUCCCCGGCGUAGACUGACGAUUAGGGCGGCGGAGACAGAUACAGAUAAAGUUGAAUCUAAGGUUCCGGAUAAGGCACCUGCUGCUGGUGGCGGAUCUAGCAUUAACCAGCUUCUUGGCAUCAAGGGAGCUGCUCAAGAAAAUAAUAAAUGGAAGAUUCGUCUUCAACUCACAAAGCCUGUCACCUGGCCUCCACUGGUAUGGGGAGUAGUCUGUGGAGCUGCUGCUUCUGGAAACUUCCACUGGAAUUUGGAGGAUGUUGCCAAGUCAAUUAUUUGCAUGAUGAUGUCUGGUCCAUGUCUCACAGGCUAUACUCAGACCCUCAAUGACUGGUAUGAUAGAGAGAUUGAUGCAAUUAAUGAGCCUUAUCGUCCUAUUCCUUCAGGAGCAAUAUCUGAGAUUGAGGUUAUUACCCAAAUCUGGGUUCUACUUUUAGCAGGCCUUGGCUUAGCAGGUUUAUUAGAUGUGUGGGCAGGACAUGACUCCCCUACUCUAUUUUAUCUUGCUCUGGGUGGAUCCUUGCUUUCAUACAUAUACUCAGCUCCACCUUUAAAGCUGAAACAAAAUGGAUGGAUUGGAAAUUUCGCUCUUGGAGCAAGCUAUAUCAGUUUGCCUUGGUGGGCCGGCCAAGCUUUGUUUGGCACCCUUACACCUGACAUAAUUGUUCUCACACUCUUGUACAGCAUAGCUGGGUUGGGUAUUGCCAUUGUUAAUGACUUCAAAAGUAUUGAAGGAGACAAAGCACUUGGACUGCAGUCAUUACCAGUAGCAUUUGGUGCUGAAACAGCUAAAUGGAUUUGCGUUGGUGCUAUUGACAUAACUCAGAUUUCUAUAGCUGGUUACCUCCUUGGGACUGGUAAACCAUAUUAUGCGUUGGCUCUACUUGCCUUGAUAAUUCCGCAAGUUAUAUUUCAGUUCCAAUACUUCCUUAAAGACCCUGUCAAGUAUGAUGUUAAAUACCAGGCAAGUGCUCAGCCAUUUCUGGUGCUAGGCUUGUUGGUUACUGCUCUAGCAACUAGCCACUGAUAUGAUGGCCAGAAGGCAAAUAAGAUUUGGAAAAUUACUUGAAAGCUGAAGAGCUUACGGUACGAAGGAGAUAGAUAGAAUUAAGCAUCCCCUGCUUCACAUGUAUGUAAAUUAUGUGAGCUUUCUCUCCUGCCUUACUCUUCCUGAUUGCCUUGAAGACUUGAUCAAGUAAUAAGGUUUUAAUGGUCUUUUUUUCCACUGUCAUUUUCUAGAACUAGUUUUUUCCUCUAUAUUUUUGUUCUAUUGUCUUCUCUUCUAGACAAGAAUUAAAAGCAGUUUAAUUUGUGCCUGAAUUCUGAAUAAUUUGUUCUUUUAAAU